Diachasmimorpha longicaudata is the source of this 3823-nucleotide messenger RNA. RefSeq names its product RNA polymerase II subunit B (gene RpII140). Gene Ontology annotation, molecular function: ribonucleoside binding; DNA binding. Gene Ontology annotation, biological process: DNA-templated transcription. NCBI's taxonomy places the organism in Eukaryota, Metazoa, Arthropoda, Insecta, Hymenoptera, Braconidae. Gene Ontology annotation, cellular component: RNA polymerase II, core complex. Bases 145 to 3678 code for a protein of 1177 amino acids. The record is from RefSeq and is a predicted model, not a curated record. The transcript is spliced from 2 exons.
ACACCAAUACCUCGCUUUGAAAUACGCUGCGCGUCAGUUGCGUUAAACUUUGUGUUUCCCAUCGUUGUCCUCAAAAGUGAUUAUUAUCCGGAAUUUACAACUAAUAAUAAAAAUAUCUAACGCCAGAGACUUCAGAUCUGAAGGAUGUACGCUGACGACGGCGGUCCAGAUCAGUACGAGGAUGAUGAUCCGGAGGAGAUCUCCUCGAAGCUGUGGCAGGAGGCCUGCUGGAUCGUCAUCAACGCCUACUUCGACGAGAAGGGUCUGGUACGUCAGCAGCUCGACAGUUUCGAUGAAUUCAUCGAGAUGUCUGUUCAGAGGAUCGUCGAGGACUCCCCCCAGAUCGAUCUCCAGGCCGAGGCCCAGCACACGUCCGGAGAGAUCGAGAGCCCCAUCAGACAUCUUGUCAAAUUCGAGCAAAUUUACUUGUCAAAACCCACCCACUGGGAGAAAGACGGUGCACCUUCUCCAAUGAUGCCCAACGAGGCCCGUCUACGAAACCUGACGUACUCAGCUCCUCUCUACGUCGACAUCACGAAGACAAUCGUCAAGGAGGGCGAGGAUCCUGUGGAGACGCAGCACCAGAAGACGUUCAUUGGAAAAAUUCCUAUCAUGUUGAGAUCAAAGUACUGCUUACUGGCGAGUUUGUCAGAUCGUGAUCUGACUGAGUUAAACGAGUGUCCCCUGGAUCCUGGAGGCUACUUUAUCAUCAACGGCUCGGAGAAGGUUCUCAUUGCCCAGGAGAAGAUGGCCACCAACACUGUCUACGUCUUCAGCAUGAAGGACGGAAAAUUCGCGUACAAAGCUGAGAUACGUUCGUGCUUGGAGCACAGCUCUCGACCAACCUCGACACUGUGGAUCAACAUGAUGGCGAAAAGUGGUGCGAGCAUCAAGAAGUCAGCGAUUGGUCAGAGAAUCAUUGCUAUUCUUCCCUACGUGAAGCAGGAAAUUCCCAUUAUGAUUGUCUUCAGAGCGUUGGGAUUCGUCGCUGACAGAGACAUCCUGGAGCACAUUAUCUACGAUUUCGAUGACCCGGAAAUGAUGGAGAUGGUCAAGCCCUCGUUGGAUGAGGCUUUUGUUGUUCAGGAGCAGAAUGUAGCGUUGAAUUUCAUUGGUACCAGGGGCGCCAAGCCUGGUGUCACAAAGGAGAAACGUAUCAAGUAUGCUAGGGAGAUUUUGCAGAAGGAAAUGCUGCCACAUGUGGGAAUCAGCGAUUUUUGCGAGACGAAGAAGGCUUAUUUUCUUGGAUACAUGGUCCAUCGUCUUCUAUCAGCAGCAUUGGGUCGCCGAGAGCUUGACGAUCGUGAUCACUACGGAAAUAAGCGUCUUGACCUAGCAGGACCCUUGCUAGCCUUCCUCUUCCGAGGUCUCUUCAAGAAUCUCAUGAAAGAAGUGAGAAUGUACGCCCAGAAGUUCAUAGACCGGGGAAAAGAUUUCAAUCUGGAGCUGGCCAUUAAGACAAAGAUCAUCACCGAUGGUCUGCGUUACUCCCUCGCCACCGGGAACUGGGGCGAUCAGAAGAAGGCCCAUCAAGCCAGAGCUGGUGUGUCGCAGGUAUUGAACAGACUGACAUUUGCAUCGACCCUGUCUCACUUGAGAAGAGUUAAUUCUCCAAUCGGUCGUGAUGGAAAGCUCGCCAAACCCAGACAGCUCCAUAACACCCUCUGGGGAAUGCUGUGCCCCGCUGAGACCCCGGAGGGAGCAGCUGUUGGUCUCGUGAAGAAUCUUGCUCUGAUGGCGUAUAUCAGCGUUGGCUCCCAGCCAUCGCCAAUUCUUGAGUUCUUGGAGGAGUGGUCCAUGGAGAAUCUCGAGGAGAUAGCCCCCAGUGCGAUUGCAGAUGCCACAAAGAUCUUUGUGAAUGGCUGCUGGGUGGGCAUCCACCGAGACCCUGAUCAACUAAUGGCAACACUGCGAAAACUCCGACGUCAGAUGGACAUCAUUGUCUCGGAGGUAUCUAUGAUCAGAGAUAUCAGAGACCGAGAGAUAAGGAUUUACACAGACGCUGGAAGGAUCAGUAGACCCCUGCUGAUUGUGGAAAAUCAGCAGCUAUUGUUGAAGAAAAGACACAUCGACAUGCUGAAGGAGAGGGACUACAACAACGAUGGAUGGCAGGAGCUGGUGGGCUCUGGAGUAGUCGAGUAUAUUGACACUCUGGAGGAAGAAACAGUGAUGAUUGCAAUGUCCCCCGAGGACUUGCGACAGGACAAAGAGUAUGCUUACUGUACCACUUACACCCACUGUGAAAUUCAUCCAGCCAUGAUCCUGGGGGUGUGCGCUUCUAUUAUUCCAUUCCCCGAUCACAAUCAGAGCCCUAGGAACACAUACCAAAGUGCUAUGGGUAAACAAGCCAUGGGAGUCUACAUCACUAACUUCCACGUCAGGAUGGACACACUAGCUCACGUACUUUAUUAUCCCCACAAACCCUUGGUCACAACUAGGUCCAUGGAGUAUCUGAGGUUCAGAGAACUGCCAGCUGGAAUAAAUAGUAUUGUCGCUAUUCUCUGCUACACUGGCUACAACCAGGAAGACAGUGUUAUCCUCAAUGCCAGUGCUGUUGAGAGAGGCUUCUUCAGAUCUGUUUUCUACCGAUCCUACAAGGAUGCAGAGUCCAAGAGAAUUGGCGAUCAGGAAGAACAGUUUGAGAAGCCAACUAGACAGACCUGUCAAGGCAUGAGAAAUGCAAUAUACGAUAAACUGGAUGAAGAUGGUAUAAUAGCACCUGGUAUUCGUGUCUCUGGAGAUGACGUGGUCAUUGGUAAAACAAUAACCUUACCAGAGGCUGAUGAUGAACUCGACAGUACGACCAAACGUUUCACAAAACGUGAUGCCUCGACUUUCCUCAGGAACAGUGAGACUGGAAUUGUUGAUCAGGUGAUGCUGACGUUGAACAGUGAAGGCUAUAAGUUCUGUAAGAUUCGAGUGAGGAGUGUGAGAAUUCCGCAGAUUGGGGAUAAAUUUGCCUCUAGACAUGGACAGAAGGGUACCUGUGGCAUCCAGUACAGACAAGAGGACAUGCCCUUCUCCUGCGAAGGACUGACACCAGAUAUUAUCAUCAAUCCUCAUGCUAUCCCAUCUCGUAUGACAAUUGGUCACUUGAUCGAGUGCAUUCAGGGGAAGGUGUCCUCCAAUAAGGGAGAAAUUGGUGAUGCCACUCCUUUCAAUGAUGCUGUCAAUGUGCAGAAGAUAUCGACUCUUCUUCAGGAGUAUGGGUACCAGCUGAGAGGAAAUGAGGUGAUGUAUAAUGGACACACUGGAAGGAAGAUCAAUGCUCAGGUCUUCUUGGGGCCAACUUAUUAUCAACGUCUGAAACACAUGGUGGACGACAAGAUUCACAGUAGAGCUAGGGGUCCUGUUCAGAUCCUGGUUAGGCAGCCCAUGGAGGGUCGUGCCAGGGAUGGUGGUCUACGUUUCGGGGAGAUGGAGAGAGACUGCCAGAUCUCCCAUGGGGCUGCUCAGUUUCUCAGGGAGAGACUCUUCGAGGUCUCUGAUCCUUACAGAAUUCAUAUCUGCAAUUUCUGUGGACUAAUUGCUAUCGCUAAUUUGAGGAAUAAUACAUUCGAGUGCAAGGGAUGCAAAAAUAAGACGCAAAUUUCACAAGUCAGACUUCCUUACGCUGCGAAACUACUUUUCCAGGAAUUGAUGGCUAUGAAUAUUGCACCCAGGCUCAUGGUUAAUUAGAUUGUAUGCGACGGUGGAGAAGUGAUGUACAGUGGUGAUUGUGGACUCUAAUGAAUUUUUUAAUUUAGUUGAGAUUUGUUAUGCGAGGACUAGGUUAAUUAAUCUUAUUUUGUUUCAGUAAUAAAUGAUAAAUUUGAGAAUAAAA